AUGUGGCCCCUGCUGAGCGUGCUCUUGUGGGGCGGCGUGUGGGGCUGGGCGCCUUUCCAGUCCAUCGGCCUCUACCGCCCCCUCAACUUCAGCUCUUUAGCGGCGCUAGCGGCUUCUUCUUCGUCGUCUUCUUCUUUGGCCGCCGCCGGGGCGGCGCUGCAGCUGCUGCCUGCCGGCGCGCCGCCGGAGAGCAAAGUGGAGAAGUUGGGCCGGGCUUUCAAGCGGCAGGUGAGGCAGCUGCGGGAGAAGAGCGGGCGGCUGGAGCUGGUCUUCCUGGUGGACGAGUCGUCGAGCGUGGGCCAGGCGAACUUCCUCAGCGAGUUGCGCUUCGUCAAGAAGCUCCUCUCCGACUUCCCGGUGGUGCCCACCGCCACGCGCGUCGCCAUCGUCACCUUCUCCUCCAAGAACAACGUGGUGCCGCGCGUGGACUACAUUUCGCCCCCGGCUCGGCCGCAGCAGCACAAGUGCGCCUUGCUCAGCCGCGAGAUCCCGGCCAUCGGCUACCGGGGGGGCGGCACCUACACCAAGGGCGCCUUCCAGCAGGCGGCGCAAAUACUGCUUCACUCCCGUACUAAUGCUACCAAGGUGAUAUUCCUCAUUACGGAUGGUUAUUCCAAUGGAGGGGAUCCCAGGCCUAUUGCAGCAUCAUUGCGUGAAUUUGGAGUGGAGAUCUUCACAUUUGGGAUAUGGCAAGGCAACAUUCGAGAACUGAAUGAUAUGGCUUCUCAUCCAAAGGAGGAACACUGCUACCUCCUUCACAGUUUUGCAGAAUUUGAAGCUUUGGCUCGCAGAGCCCUUCACGAAGAUCUGCCCUCUGGUAGUUACAUUCAAGAAGAUAUUUCCUAUUGUUCUUACCUUUGUGAUGGGAACGAAAACUGCUGUGAUAUUAUGGCAAGCUGCAAAUGUGGUACUCACACAGGGCAGUUCGAGUGCAUCUGUGAAAAAGGAUACUAUGGCAAAGGGCUACAGCAUGAAUGUACAGCCUGUCCAUCAGGUACCUAUAAGACUGAAGCUUCACCAGGUGGAAUAAGUACUUGUAUCUCAUGCCCUGAUGAGAAUCAUACCUCCCCACCAGGAAGUACUACCACCGAGGACUGUGUAUGCAAGGAAGGGUAUCGCUUUAAUGGCCAAAUUUGUGAAGUGGUCCACUGUCCUGAGCUGCGCCCACCUGAAAAUGGCCAUUUUGUCAAGAAUGUCUGCAACAAUUACUUCAAUGCUGCCUGUGGAAUCCGAUGUAAAGCAGGAUAUGACCUUGUGGGAAGCAGCAUACGACUUUGCCAGCCAAAUGGCCUGUGGUCUGGUUCAGAAGCCACAUGCAGGGUUCGCACAUGUCCAAAACUCCACACCCCUCAAAACGGGCACAUUAAUUGCUCAAUAAGUGAGACCUCAUAUAAGACUGUGUGUUUUGUGACCUGUGAUGAAGGCUAUGAACUGGAAGGAAACGCCAAACUCGUCUGCCAAGGCAGCUCUCAGUGGGAUGGAAAGGAACCAAAGUGUGUAGAAUUGCAGUGCCCUGCAUUCCAGAAACCAAAAGAUGUGAUUGUUCACCCAGAUGUUUGUGGGCUUGGGCCUUCCAAAUAUGGAACUAUGUGUAGGUUCAGUUGUCCCCAAGGAUUCAUUUUAGCUGGAGUCAGAGAAGAACUGAGAUGUUUAAGCAACAAGUGGAGUGAAGAUGUGCAGAAGGCUUUCUGUAAAGACAUUGAAGCACCAAAGAUUAAUUGCCCUGAUGACACUGAAACUGCUACUCUUGAACACCAGAAUUCUGCAAAUAUUAGCUGGGAGGUUCCAUCUGCAAUUGACAAUUCUGAAGAGGAGGUAUCAAUUCAGGUUACUCCAGCAUUUACACCACCUUACCUUUUCCCAAUUGGAGAAGUCAGCAUCACGUAUACAGCAACAGACAAAUCUGGAAACCAGGCAAGCUGUACUUUCAGCAUCAGAGUCAUUGACCUGGAACCCCCAGUAAUUGAUAAAUGCAGAUCUCCGCCUCCAAUUCAGGUAGCUGAGAAGGAGUACAGAGUUACAUGGGAUGAGCCACAGUUUUCUGAUAAUUCAGGAGUUGUCUUUAUGAUAACUAAAAGUCACUCACCUGGAGACCUCUUUCCCAAAGGAGAGACGGUGGUUCAGUAUACUGCCACAGAUUCCUCAGGCAAUAAUAGAACAUGUGAGAUCCACGUAGUCAUCAGAGGUUCCCCUUGUGAAAUUCCCUUUACCCCAGUGAAUGGUGAUUUUAUAUGCAGAGAAGACGAGAGAGGUGUUAACUGCACAUUGCGUUGCAUGGAUGGUUAUGACUUCACUGCAGGGUCAGAGGAAAACUAUUAUUGUGCCUAUACGGAUGGCCUUUGGAUUCCGCCAUAUUCAACUGAGUGGCCUGACUGUUCUUUGAAUCGUUUUGCAAAUCAUGGUUUCAAAUCCUUUGAGAUGCUGUACAAAGCAACACGGUGUGAUGACAACAACCUUCUUAAUAAUUUUGUGGAUGCAUUUCAGAGUGCGCUUGGUAAAAUGGUUCCAACAUUUUGCAAUGAUGUUGAUGACAUUGACUGCAGGCUGGAGGAUUUGCCAAAGAAACACUGCCUGGAAUAUAAUUAUGACUAUGAAAAUGGCUUUGCUAUUGGUGCUGGUGGCUGGGGAGCUGCAAAUCGGCUGGAUUAUUCUUAUGAUGAUUUCCUCGAAGCAAUGCCUGAAGAACAACUGCCAAAACCAUCAUCUGGUUCUGCAGACGUUGUGAACUCUCGGGUCAAAAGGCACAAAAAAAUAAUCCUGCCCAUGUCCGACCACAAAAUAAAAUUAAUUUUUAAUAUUACAGCUAGUGUACCAUUGCCUGAUGAAAGAAAUGAUACACUGGAAUUGGAGAACCAGCAACGCCUUCUAAAAACGCUAGAGACUAUUACAAACAGGCUGAAAAGGACUCUCAAUAAGGAUCCAAUGUAUUCUUUUCAGUUUUCUUCUGAACUGCUUGUAGCUGACACCAACUCACUGGAAGCUGAAAAGGCCUUCCUGUUUUGCAGGCCAGGCUCUGUACUAAGAGGCCGAAUGUGUGUGAAUUGCCCUUUGGGUACUUAUUACUCUCUGGAACAUCAUGCCUGUGGAAGUUGUUGGAUUGGAUCUUACCAGGAUGAGGAAGGGCAGCUAGAAUGUAAAAAUUGUCCAUCUGGUAGCUACACUGAAUUCCUGCAUUCGAGGAGUGUUUCAGAAUGUAAAGCUCAGUGCAAGCCGGGAACCUAUUCUCCAAAUGGCCUUGAGAUCUGUGAAUCAUGUCCUCUUGGCAAAUAUCAGCCUACAACUGGAUCUAAGCAGUGCAUCUCUUGCCCAGAAAACAUGUCAACUGUCAAAAGGGGGGCUGUGGACAUAUCAGCAUGUGGAGUACCUUGUCCUGCAGGAGAAUUCUCUCGCUCUGGUUUAAUGCCCUGUCACCCCUGUCCCAGCGAUUAUUAUCAACCCGAUCCAGGAAAGUCCUAUUGCUUGUCUUGUCCAUUUUAUGGGACUACAACAGUGAUUGGUGCAAACUCUAUAGCAGACUGCUCAAGUUUUGGUUCAACUUUCUCUGCGGCGGAGGAGAGUGUAGAGGUGCCAGUCUCCCCAGAAAAUAUCAGCAAAAAAUAUCAAGUCAGCAGUCAGGUGUUUCACGAGUGUUUCCUGGAACCAUGUCACAAUGGUGGCACUUGCAAACAAGUUGGAAGUGGGUACAUUUGCAUAUGCCCGCCUGGAUAUACAGGCUUAAAAUGUGAAGUGGAAAUUGAUGAGUGCAAAUCUUCCCCCUGUCACAACAAAGGGACUUGCAAGGAUGGCAUUGCAGCCUUCACUUGCCAGUGCCAGGCAGGCUACACAGGUUUACUUUGUGAAGAAGAUACAAAUGAAUGUGCUUCAAACCCUUGUCUCAAUGAAGCCGUCUGUGUUGAUGGUACGAAUGCUUACCAGUGCACCUGUGCAGAAGGAUUCACAGGUAUUCACUGUGAAACAGAGAUAAAUGAAUGUCUUUCAAACCCCUGUUUAAACAAAGCCACCUGUGAAGAUCAGAUUGGAGGUUUCCGUUGUAAAUGCCCUUCUGGUUUUAUCGGUGUUCUGUGUGAAAAAAACAUUAAUGAAUGUCUCAGUAGGCCUUGUAAAAAUGGAGCUGCUUGCAAAGAUGGUAUCAAUGGCUACAGGUGUCAGUGUGUCACAGGAUAUACAGGGCCACAAUGUGAAGUGAACAUCAAUGAGUGUGAAUCUAACCCGUGUGCAAACCAAGCAACAUGUGUGGAUGCCUUGAACUCAUUCAUUUGUAAAUGUCUUCCUGGCUUUACAGGCAGCAGGUGUGAAACAGAACAGUCUUUGGGAUUCAAUCUGGAUUUUGAAGUUUCUGGAAUCUAUGGCUAUGUCAUGCUGGAUGGUGUUCUCCCCCCUCUCCGUGAGAUCACCUGUGCCUUCUGGAUGAAAUCCACUGAUACUACCAAUUAUGGGACUCCAAUUUCUUAUGCAGUGGAAAGUGGAAGUGACAAUGCAUUUCUACUUACAGAUUACAACGGGUGGGUUCUUUAUGUGAAUGGGAAGGAGAGUAUUACAGAUUGCCCUUCUGUCAAUGAUGGCAAUUGGCAUCACAUUGCUGUCACCUGGACCAGCACUGAUGGAGCCUGGAAAGUGUAUAUUGAUGGGAAGCUAUCUGACGGAGGCCGUGGUUUAUCUGUUGGAACAGAAAUCCCUGGUGGAGGGGCUUUAGUGCUUGGACAGGAACAAGACCAAAGAGGAGAAGGGUUCAAUCCUGCUGAGUCUUUUGUUGGCUCAAUCAGCCAGCUUAAUAUUUGGAAUUACGUUCUGACUCUACAACAGGUGAAAUCACUAGCUGUUGCUUGUCCAGAAGAAUUGCGAAAAGGCAAUGUAUUAGCCUGGCCUGAUUUCCUUCCUGGGGUUGUUGGAAGAGUGAAGAUAGAUCCCAAGAGCAUGUUUUGUGCUGAUUGCCAACCCUUAGAAGGUUUCAUUCCUCACCUGAGGACUUCAUCAAGUGAAUUAAAGCCAGGAUCGAAAGUCUCCCUCUUUUGUGACUCUGGUUUCUACAUAGUGGGGAAUUCUGUCCAGCAUUGUCUAAAUUUAGGACAGUGGACACAACCUCUUCCGCGGUGUGAAAGAAUAAGUUGUGGAGUGCCUCCACCUUUAGAAAAUGGCUUUUAUUCUGCUGAGGACUUCUUUGCUGGAAGCACUGUUACUUACCACUGCAAUAGCGGGUAUUACUUGUUGGGAGACUCCAGGAUGCUUUGUACAGACAAUGGCAGCUGGAAUGGUGGUUCUCUGUCUUGCCUUGAUGUUGAUGAAUGUGCAGUUGGUUCUGACUGUGACAAACAUGCUUCCUGCCUUAACACAAAUGGAUCCUACCUAUGUACUUGUGUCCACCCUUAUAUAGGAGAUGGCAAGAAAUGUGCAGAACCAGUGAAAUGCAAACUUCUAGAAGAUCCUGAAAAUGGCCGUUCACAAGGUGACAUCUACCAAGUUGGUAGUGAAGUCAAUUUCUCGUGUGAUGAGGGCUACCAGCUGCAAGGACUGAACAAAGUUACCUGCUUGGAAUCGGGGGAAUGGAGUCACCAGAUCCCAUACUGCAAAGCUGUUUCCUGUGGUAUCCCAGUUAUUCCAAAAAAUGGUGCUAUUGAUGGCUCAAAUUUUACAUAUGGUAGCAAAGUAACUUACAGGUGUGAUAAAGGAUACAGUUUGGCAGGUGAAGAAGAAACAGUUUGUCUUGCAAACGGUGCAUGGAAUAAUUCUUCUCCAAUCUGUGAAUUAGUAAAAUGCCCUCUCCCACAGGAAAUAAACAAUGGAAAAUAUGUGAUGAGUGGUCUGACAUUCCUUUCUAAUGUAUCAUACACAUGUGACACUGGUUACAGCCUGCAAGGAGCUUCCAUACUUAUAUGUGAAGAUUCAGCUAACUGGAGCAGUUUACCUCCAGAAUGUGAAAUCAUUUCAUGUGAUCUCCCUCCUGUAAUUAAAGAUGCAACUGUUAGUGGAAGCAACUUCACUUUCGGAAACAACAUCACUUAUACGUGUAAGGAAGGCUAUAUACUAAUUGGCCCUGAAACUGUUGAGUGCUUGUCAACUGGGAAAUGGAACAUGAAUCACCAACAAUGUGUAGCUGUUUCCUGUGAUGAGCCACCUGCUGUGGACCAUGCUUCCCCAGAGAGUGGCCAUCGACUCUUUGGGGAUGUCGCUUACUACUAUUGCUCUGAUGGUUACAGCUUAGCCGGCAAUUCUCAGUUACUUUGCAAUGCCCAAGGGAAGUGGGUGCCCCCUGCUGAAAAAGACAUUCCAGAAUGUAUAGCUGACUUUUGUGAGAGACCAGUGUCUGUGUCCUACAGCAUCUUGGAAUCCUCUAACAAGGCCAAAUAUGCAGCUGGGUCAGUCGUGAGCUUCAAAUGCACGGAAGGCUUUGUAUUAAACACUUCUGCUAAGAUAGAGUGUGUUCGGGGCGGCCAGUGGAACCCUUCUCCACUGUCUAUCCAGUGCAUUCCUGUUCGCUGUGGAGAUCCACCAGCUAUUAAAAAUGGCUAUGCGAGUGGCUCAAAUUACAGUUUUGGGGCAAUCAUGGCUUACAGCUGCCACACAGGAUACUAUAUCAAAGGACAGAAGAAGAGGACUUGUGAAGCAACAGGAACCUGGAGUGGUUCUUUGCCUACAUGUCAUCCAGUGUCCUGUGGAGAGCCACCCAAGCUUGCAAAUGGGUUUGCUGAGGACACAACAAGACGUGUCUUUGGGAGUGAAGUGCACUAUCAGUGCAAUGCUGGCUACCAGCUAAUUGGAAGUCCCACCUAUGUUUGUCAACCCAACCGUCACUGGCACAGCGAAACACCUCCUUCCUGCAUGCUCCUCAGUUGUGGGAAACCACCUCCACUCCACCAUGGAUUCAGCAAGGGUGAAAGUUUUGAGGUGGGAGCCAGGGUCGAUUUCUUCUGUGAUGAAGGCUAUGAGCUGAAAGGGGAUGCUUCUUGGGUCUGUCAAAAGUCUGGAAGCUGGAACAAAACCCAGAACCCAAAGUGUAUCCAAACUACAUGUUCAGAACCACCACUGGUCGAGAAUCAGCUUGUUCUGAAGGAGUCAAUUGAUCAAGUCCGGGUUGUGGAGUUUUCAUGCAAAGAGGGCUACGUUUUGCAUGGUGCUUCUGUACUGAAAUGUUUGCCUUCUCAACAAUGGAAUGAUUCUUUCCCAGUCUGCAAAAUGGUGCUGUGCCCUAGGCCUCCUUAUAUUCCAUUCGGAGAUGCCAUGGUGUCUUCUCUUCACUUUGGCAGCAUGGUGAGUUACACAUGUAUGGAUGGGUUUUUGCUCAAGGCAGUUUCUACCAUCAGCUGCCAAGCAGAUGGCACAUGGACCUCUCCUCUGCCAGAAUGCAUCCCAGUAGAGUGCCCACAGCCAGAGGAAAUUCAGAACGGCAUUGUAGAUGUUCAGGGUCUUACCUACCUCAGUACUGCACUAUAUAACUGUAAGCCAGGCUUUGAGCUUGUGGGAAAUAUGACCAUUCUUUGUGGAGAAGAUGGCCAUUGGCUUGGAGGAAAACCAACUUGUGUACCCAUUGAGUGCUCCAAGCCUAUGGAGAUUCAGAACGGACGCUAUUUGUAUGGAGACCUGCACUACAAGCAGACAGUUACUUACUUGUGUGACCGAGGAUUCCAACUUGAAGGACCAAAUGUCCUUAGUUGCCUGGAGACGGGGGAAUGGGAUGCAGAAGCUCCAUCCUGUAGAGCAAUCAGCUGUGAACCUCCACAGCCUAUCGAUAAUGGGUUCGUAGAAGGUGCCGAUUACAGCUAUGGUGCCAUGGUGAUGUACAGCUGUAUUCCAGGAUUCCAGCUGUUUGGUCUUGCCAUGCAGACCUGUGAAGAAUCAGGGUGGUCCAGCGUUAGCCCGGUAUGCCUGCCAACAGACUGUGGCCUUCCCCCUCAUAUAGACUUUGGGGGAUAUGAAACAAUUAGUAGUGGAGAGAAACUUUUUAGCCAGGAAGGGAUACCAGAAGGAAGCUUUCAUACUCCCAAUCCACCUCUUUUCCCUCAAUUACUUGAUAAUAAGAAAGACAUCCAAAGCUCCUUGAAGACUGUUAAUGCUUUGCCAUUGUCAGGCUAUUUGUAUGGGACCAUAGUGCUGUACAGUUGCUAUUCUGGCUAUGAACUCUCAGGAAAUCCCACACUUACUUGCCAAGAGAAUGGGACUUGGAAUGGCACUGCUCCUAACUGCAUUUCUAUCCAGUGUGAACUGCUCUUGGCACCAGAAAAUGGCUUUGUUCAUUUUAUAGACAACACCCUUGGUAGUACAGCACAGUAUACCUGUAAAUCAGGGUACAGGCUGAUUGGCUCCAACAUGAGGCAUUGUAUGUCCAGCAGGCGGUGGAGUGAUUCAACACCGACCUGCAAGGUAAUAUCAUGUACUGUGCCCAUCAGGCCCACAAAUGGUACAGUAAAGGGUGAUGCCUACUCUUAUGGGAGCACAGUCCACUAUGAGUGUGAUCUUGGCUUUCAGUUGAAUGGUCCAGGAAAGCGAACAUGCCAGGCUAAUCAACAGUGGGAUGGGCACGAGCCAGUCUGCAUCCCCGUUUCCUGCAGCCAACCUCCUGGAGUGGAGAAUGGCCACGUGAAUGGAGAAGAAUAUACAUUCCAGAAAUCUGUUGAAUACAGCUGCAAUGAAGGUUUCUUUCUAGAAGGGGAUAGAAAAAGAGUUUGCCUUGCUGAUAGGAGCUGGAGUGGUGGCACUCCGGCGUGUGUGGCUGUUCAAUGUGAUGUGCCGUUACCACUUCAUCAUGGGCAGUUCAGUGGAUCAGAAUUUGGCUUUGGGAAGGAAAUUGAGUAUCACUGCAAUGAAGGGUAUAUAUUGCAUGGUGCAUCCUUACAUACCUGUCAAGCUGAUGGCACCUGGGAUGGGGAAACUCCGUUCUGUGAGCCUAUCAACUGUGGCCCUCCUGAUGACAUCUCUCAUGGUUUUCUGAAUGGUUCCGUUUUCAGUUUCAGGGAAUACAUACACUAUGCUUGCUUUCCUGGUUAUGAGUUGCAGGGAAAUCCAGUGAGGCAGUGCUUAUCUAAUGGGUCGUGGAGCGGAGUCCCUGCCUCUUGCCAGCUUUGUGAAUGCCCAGCUCCGGCAAUACAGAAUGGUGUAGUUAAAGGUAAAGAUUUCAGCUGCGGGAGAAAGGUACAGUUUCAGUGCCUGGAUGGCUUUAAACUGCUAGGGCCUUCAGAAAUCACUUGUGAAGCUGCUGGCAAAUGGAGCUCUGGCAUCCCACACUGUGAGCAGAUUUCAUGCGGCCCUCCACCGACCAUCCCCAAUGCAUUUAUCAAUGGAAGCAGCUCCAUGGAUCAGAAUACUAUCAUUUAUAACUGCAAAAUGGGUUUUGUGAUGCGAGGGAGUUUGAAAUUGACUUGUACAGAAAAUGGUGUCUGGAGUAAGCCCUAUCCAAGCUGCACGUUACUGACCUGUGGACCUCCACCUUCUGUGCCUCAUGCCGUUGCCCUUGGAGAGUCACAGGAGUACGGGAGUAAAGUCCAGUAUAGGUGUCUGGAGGGCUACGUGAUGGAGACAGAAAUGGAUACAUGCACCUGUCAGGAAGAUGGACAUUGGUCCCCUAAUAGUAUUUCCUGUUGCCCCAGAAAAUGCCCUCUGCCUACAGAUAUAACAAAUAUAAUUAUAUCUGGCACUGAAUUCACAGUGAAUAAGAGCAUUGUUUUAUCCUGUCGAGAAGGUUAUCUUUUGACUGGAACAGGGAUCUCCACUUGUCAGAAUGACGGUAGCUGGAUUCCAUUACUGUCAAGUGAUAUCUGUGCACUUGUGUCCUGCGGAAAGCCUGAUGCUCCAGAACAUGGAAUAGUGAUUGGCAACCAGUAUAACUACAAAGAUACAGUACUUUAUCAGUGCAGUUCUGGUUAUGAACUGGAGGGUGCUGCAGAACGUACUUGUGAAGCAGAUAAGCGAUGGAGUGGAACACCACCAGUGUGCAGAAAGAUAUCCUGUGGACUCCCAGAAGCAAUAGAUGAUGGAACCAUUAUUGGCAAUGAUUUCUUGUUUGGUGAUGAAGUUCUCUAUGCAUGCAAUGAGGGAUUUGAGUUGCAGGGUCCUAGUCAAAGGAUCUGCCAUGCCAACAAGAAGUGGAUUCCUUCAGCCCCGACGUGUGUGAGCAUAAGUUGCGAUCCACCUCCAGUGGUAGAAAAUGCAUUGUCUAUAACCACAGGAAAUACAUACAGAAGUAAUAUAUCCUACGUAUGUAAUUUUGGAUAUCACCUGAUUGGACCUGAGAAUAUCACAUGUUUAGCUAAUGGAUCCUGGAGUAAACCACUUCCCUCCUGUGAAGAAACUAGAUGUGAAGAUCCUGAGUUUAUAGAGAAUGGAAAGGCUCUCUAUGAAAACAGCACAGUGGGCAGCCGAGCUGCAUAUUACUGCAACAGAGGGUACAGCUUGGAAGGAGAACCUCUUGCAGAAUGCACAGAGACUGGAUUUUGGAGCCACCCCAUACCUCUCUGCAAACCAAACCCAUGCCCUGUGCCUUUUAUAAUUCCGGAAAAUGCUGUCCUAUCAGAAACAAAUUUUUAUGUGGGGCAGAAAGUCUCUAUCAAGUGCAGAGAGGGCUUUCGACUUAGAGGGCAGUCUGUCAUUACAUGUAAUCCUGAUGAGACAUGGACCCCAACUACAGCUAAAUGCGAAAAAAUAUCUUGUGGGCCACCUGCUCACGUAGAAAACGCUUUGGUCCGUGGCACAUAUUUCCAAUAUGGAGAUGUAGUGACCUAUUCCUGCUAUAGUGGGUACAUGCUGGAGGGCUCCCUUCGAAGCGUUUGUUUAGAGAAUAGAACCUGGACGCUGCCACCAGCUUGCAAAGCUAUAUGUCGGUUCCCCUGUCAGAAUGGCGGCAUCUGUGAGCGGCCAAAUGUAUGCUCCUGCCCAGAUGGAUGGAUGGGCCGUCUCUGUGAAGAGCCAAUUUGCAUCCUGCAUUGUCUGAAUGGAGGUCAUUGUGUGGCUCCGUAUCAAUGCAAUUGCACAGCUGGCUGGACUGGAUCACGCUGCCACCAGGCUGUCUGCCAGUCUCCAUGCUUAAAUGGUGGGAAAUGUGUACGACCCAAUCGGUGCCACUGCACUUCACCAUGGACUGGACAUGACUGCUCUAGGAAAAGAAAAACUGGAUUCUACCACUUCUAACGUCAGAGCAACUGCUGUGAA
Messenger RNA from Heteronotia binoei (common prickly gecko), 11136 nucleotides. It is a transcript of the gene SVEP1, whose product is annotated as sushi, von Willebrand factor type A, EGF and pentraxin domain containing 1. Bases 1 to 11115 code for a protein of 3704 amino acids. Gene Ontology annotation, molecular function: calcium ion binding. The transcript is spliced from 50 exons. The record is from RefSeq and is a predicted model, not a curated record. NCBI's taxonomy places the organism in Eukaryota, Metazoa, Chordata, Lepidosauria, Squamata, Gekkonidae.